UUCGAAUCAGUGCCGUCCUCGUCAAACGUUAACAAACUCAACAAAACAAAAUGUAAUCGACGAUUCAGGUCAGAAGCGUCCAAAUGUCUUCAACGGCGGAAACGGCCCUGUGCCGAGUUUGUGCCAACCCGUUCGAAAGCUCCACCAUGAUCCGGCUGUUUGACAAAGCGAAUGGUCCGCUGGCGUUGGCGGAGAUCUUCCUGCAAGUCUCCGCAGUUUCAGUUGGAGAUUCCAGACUUCCGAAAUGCUGCUGCUUGCGCUGCAAGAACCGACUAAAGGAAGUGGAAGAUUUGAGGGCGUUGUGUCAGGAGUCGGACCGGAAGUUGCGCAAAAUGAUUGGCGAUGAUAGGAACGAGGAAGAAAGCGUCGAUAUUUUGCCAAAAGUGGAAGUAUUCGAAUAUUCAGAAUCAUACUCUUGCUGGAGUGACCCGGAGCACAGGUUCAGCUCCAGUGACGAUGAACAGGCUUCUGACUUUGUGGAGCAAAAGAUGGCUAAAAGACGCUCAAAUCGAAAGGUUAAGACAGAAUGCAAAAGCGAUGUUACAAAUCAAAUAGAUCCAGAAAAAGAGGUUCCUGUCAGCCAUAAGAAAUCCGAGAAUGAUCCAGACUAUGUUGAACCGAUUUCGAAGAAAUCGAAGAAGGCAAAGUCCGAAUCGCAAUUUAACAAAACGCCUAACCCGACCGGAGAACCCAAGGGCAAACGAAAACGGGUAUACCAAUGUUCUUUAUGUGGUCAAAUUUUUGCUUCCGGAUACAACCUAAAGGAGCAUGAAUCAGUCCACAACCCAGAACGUCUUAUAAAAUGUCCCUUGUGUCCGAAGGAAUUCAAUCGGCGCAACAAUUACAAACGCCACAUGGUUGUGCACAAAGAACAGUUCAAAUGCACCGAAUGCGACAGAUCAUUCCGGAAUGGCUCAACACUGGAGGAACACAUCAGCACGAAACAUCGAGGCGAACGUCCCCACCAAUGCAAGCAGUGUCCCAAAACGUACCUAACCUCUGCCUCGUUGUUUACCCACGUUCAAGCGAUCCACAAGCAAAACUUCCGAUUCAAAUGCGACAUCUGCUUCAAGUCGUUCCUCACGAAAACCAUCCUGGAGCGCCACACGCUCAAGCACCAGGGAGUAAAGUUCAGCCACUGUCCGCACUGCGACAACAAGUACGAGUCGAACAACUACCUCAAGCAGCACAUUGCCGAGCGACAUCCGGAACAGAUCGAGAACCUCGCGCGGUGUGAGUACUGCGGACUGGGAUACGCAACGGAUUGCCACUACCGGAAGCACGUGGUCAAGAAGCACCCCGAGCGGUUGGUGCAGUUUGACGAGUGGUUGACGGCAAAGCGAGAAUCGGUCAAGAAUGGUCAGCAAAUAAAUGCGAAAGUUGAGUGAA
This is a messenger RNA of Culex quinquefasciatus (southern house mosquito), 1389 nucleotides long. Its product is annotated as zinc finger protein 286A-like. The transcript is spliced from 2 exons. Gene Ontology annotation, cellular component: nucleus. Bases 84 to 1388 code for a protein of 434 amino acids. Gene Ontology annotation, molecular function: zinc ion binding. Lineage: Eukaryota; Metazoa; Arthropoda; Insecta; Diptera; Culicidae. The record is from RefSeq and is a predicted model, not a curated record.